GCCGGUUGCAUACGCCUCUCACUCACACUCGACACCCUUCUUGCUGGCUGGCUGCCUCUCGCCGGGCUGUUGUCGCCUGCCUGCCGGCCUGCCUGCAUCUCUGUCUGCUUCUCCAGGCCUGAGCAGAUGAAAGGAUGAGAGAAAUCACGCCUGCCCUGCUGCCUGGAACAGCUCGUGCCUGCCAAGCUCCGCUGGGGGGAAAGAUAAAUAGGGAGACUGAGUGAGGGGAGGACGGGAUGAAGCUCACCACUUCUAAAGUGCCCUUUAUCUGUCCAUCACACUGGUCCCUGCUGCCAAUCUUUCUCAUAACAAGCCGGAGAGGGCAGCUGGUAGCAGAGAAAUAAAGCAGGAUGCCCCCGGGAGUCGACUGUCCUAUGGAAUUCUGGUCCAAGGAAGAAAACCAGAGCGUGGUGGUAGAUUUCUUGUUGCCUACAGGGGUCUACCUGAACUUCCCCGUCUCUCGAAAUGCCAACCUCAGCACCAUCAAACAGGUCCUCUGGCACCAUGCCCAGUAUGAGCCCCUGUUCCACAUGCUCAGUGACCCCGAAGCCUACGUCUUCACCUGCAUCAACCAGACGGCCGAGCAGCAGGAGCUGGAGGACGAGCAGCGGCGCCUCUGUGACAUCCAGCCCUUCCUGCCUGUGCUGCGGCUCGUGGCCCGCCAGGGGGACCGCGUGAAGAAGCUUAUCAAUUCUCAGAUCAGCCUCCUCAUCGGGAAGGGUCUGCACGAGUUUGACUCUCUGCGGGACCCAGAAGUCAAUGACUUCCGCACCAAGAUGCGCCAGUUCUGUGAAGAGGCGGCAGCCCACCGGCAGCAGCUGGGCUGGGAGGCCUGGAUGCAUUACAACUUCCCGUUACAGCUGGAGCCCUGUGCCCGGGGCUUGGGGACCGGGACACUGCGCGUCCCCAACAGGACCCUCCUUGUCAAUGUCAAGUUUGAGGGCAAUGAGGAAAGCUUCACCUUCCAGGUGUCUCCCAAUGACUUUCCCUUGGCCCUCAUGGCCUGUGCCCUCAAGAAGAGGGCCACCGUGUUUCGGCAGUCAGCCAUGGAGCGGCCAGAGGACUACACCCUGAAGGUGAACGGGAAGUUCGAGUACCUGUAUGGCGGCUACCCCCUCCACCAGUUCCAGUAUAUCUGCAAUUGCCUCCACAAGGGGCUGACCCCCCAUCUCACCAUGGUGCACUCCUCCUCCAUCCUGGCUAUGCGAGAUGAGCAGAGCAACCCCACUGCGCAGGCCCCAAAGCUCCGCACCAAGCCGCCCCCGAUCCCUGUGAAGAAGCCGUCCUCCGUGUCCCUCUGGUCCCUGGAGCAGCCCUUCUGCAUCGAGCUGGUUCAGGGCAGCAAGGUGAAUGCGGACGAGAGGAUGAAGCUCGUGGUCCUGGCCGGUCUCUUCCACGGGAAUGAGAUGCUGUGUAAGACGGUGUCCAGCUCUGAGGUGACCGUGUGCUCGGAGCCCGUGUGGAAACAGCGCCUUGAGUUUGACAUCAAUAUCUGUGACCUGCCCCGCAUGGCCCGGCUCUGCUUUGCCCUCUACGCUGUCAUCGAGAAGGCCAAGAAGGCUCGUUCCACCAAAAAAAAGUCCAAGAAGGCGGACUGUCCUAUUGCUUGGGCCAACCUCAUGCUGUUUGACUACAAGGACCAGCUGAAGACUGGCGAGUGCUGCCUGUACAUGUGGUCCUCCGUCCCAGAUGAGAAAGGGGAGCUGCUGAACCCCAUGGGCACUGUGCGGAGUAACCCCAACACUGAGAGUGCCGCUGCCCUGGUUAUCUGCAUCCCGGAAGUCGCUCCACACCCUGUGUACUACCCCACCAUGGAGAAGAUCUUGGAGCUGGGGAAAAACGGGGAGCACGGACGCUUCACUGAGGAUGAGCUGCAGCAGCUGCGGGAGAUCCUGGAGCGCAAGGUGGCCGCAGAGCUGUAUGAGCACGAGAAGGACCUGGUGUGGAAGAUGCGCCAUGAGAUCCAGGAGCAGUUCCCUGAGGCCCUGGCCAGGCUCCUGCUGGUCACUAAGUGGAACAAGCACGAGGAUGUGGCCCAGAUGCUCUUCCUGCUGGGCUCCUGGCCCGAGCUCCCGGUGUUGAGCGCCCUGGAGCUGCUGGACUUCAGCUUCCCCGACCGCCACGUGGGCUCCUUCGCCAUCCAGUCCUUGAGGAAACUGACGGAUGACGAGCUCUUUCAAUACCUGCUGCAGCUGGUACAGGUACUCAAGUACGAAUCCUACCUAGACUGUGAGUUGACCAAGUUCCUGCUGGACCGGGCCCUGGCCAACCGCAAGAUCGGCCACUUCCUCUUCUGGCACCUGCGCUCAGAGAUGCACGUCCCCUCUGUGGCUCUGCGCUUUGGCCUGAUCAUGGAGGCCUAUUGCCGGGGCAGCAACCACCACAUGAAGGCACUGAUGAAGCAGGGGGAGGCACUGAAUAAAAUGAAGGCACUGAAUGACUUUGUCAAAGUGAGCUCCCAGAAGACCACCAAGCCACAGACCAAGGAAUUGAUGCAUGUGUGUAUGAGGCAGGAGACCUACUUAGAGGCCCUCUCGAACGUGCAAUCUCCCCUGAACCCCAGUACCUUACUGUCUGAAGUCUGCGUGGAGCAGUGCACCUUCAUGGACUCCAAGAUGAAGCCUUUGUGGAUUGUGUACAGCAAUGAGGAGGCCGGAGGAGGUGGGGACAGCCACGUUGGCAUCAUCUUUAAGAACGGUGAUGAUCUCCGCCAGGACAUGCUGACUCUUCAGAUGAUCCAGCUGAUGGACGUCCUGUGGAAGCAGGAGGGGCUGGACCUGAGGAUGACUCCCUACGGCUGCCUCUCCACGGGGGACCGGACGGGGCUCAUCGAGGUGGUGUCACACUCGGACACCAUCGCCAACAUCCAGCUCAACAAAAGCAACAUGGCCGCCACAGCAGCCUUCAAUAAAGACGCCCUGCUGAACUGGCUGAAGUCCAAGAACCCUGGGGAGGCCUUGGAGCGAGCCAUCGAGGAGUUCACGCUCUCUUGUGCGGGCUACUGUGUGGCGACCUACGUGUUGGGCAUCGGAGAUCGGCACAGCGACAACAUCAUGAUCCGAGAGAGCGGGCAGCUCUUCCAUAUCGAUUUUGGCCAUUUCUUGGGCAAUUUCAAGACCAAAUUUGGAAUCAACCGUGAACGAGUCCCAUUCAUCCUCACCUAUGAUUUUGUCCACGUGAUCCAACAGGGAAAAACCAACAACAAUGAGAAGUUUGAGAGGUUCCGCAGUUACUGUGAAAGGGCGUACACCAUCCUGCGUCGCCACGGCCUCCUUUUCCUUCACCUCUUUGCUCUGAUGCGGGCAGCGGGACUGCCUGAACUCAGCUGCUCCAAAGACAUCCAGUAUCUCAAGGACUCACUGGCCUUGGGGAAAACAGAUGAAGAGGCCCUGAAGCACUUCCGAGUGAAGUUUAAUGAAGCCCUUCGAGAAAGCUGGAAAACCAAAGUGAACUGGCUGGCCCACAACGUGUCCAAAGACAACCGGCAGUAGCAGUGGCCCCAGCCCCGGCCUCGAGCAGCGCCGGGGGCCCUCUGACCACUCGCCUGCAGCGCCCACUGCUGCUAAGGGACCAUCAGCUGUUUCUUUGGGAGCCAAACAGCCUGUGCUGCGUCUCGCAGGGCAAGGACCUACUCCACAAUUGCCUUUGGUUUACAUGGAAAGAAAUUCCUGCAUUUAAUUUAUUGAUGACUUGAAACUUUAAGGAAAGAAGGAAAAAGCAGCAAACUGAAAUGCGUUCUUCUGUGGGGCAAGGAAAGGGAGACUUGCAGUUUGCAAUAGUUCGAGCUUUGGAUAAAAGAAGAAAGGGGAUGGCAUUUGGGCUCCGUUGUGGAGGACCCCGUCAUGCUCUGAGCCAAAAAAGGCCCCCACCGGUGGGUCUCAGAGUGAGUACUGCCUCAUCUUGAGAUGAGAACACGUUUCCUCUGAGACCAUCUUCGCUGGCUUCUGCUGUCCAGCGGGCAUCACUGCAUCUGCCAAGCAGCCAGGAUGCCGUGCCCCACUCACCACCUCGCAUCUCCUCUCUGCUGAGGCCCCAUCUGGGCCCGGAGGAGGCUGCCCUGGCAAAUCCUUGCUGCAUCUGCGCAUUCUCCACUAGCUGCUAGUACGUGGGCCGGCUCCCUGAGGAAGCCUGGGCCCUGCUGCGGCCCACUGCAUUUUAUUCGGGAUUCAGGGAUGUUCACUGUGUAUCUUCUAAUUUAGCUCUUUUCAGAUGUGAGAAGGAAGGUUCCAUCUAGUCGUUCAUCAGAGCAAAGUGAUUUGUCUGUACCUAAGAGGGAACAGCCAAUCUAGCUCCCUGGGCAAGCCCAGGCUAAGAGGAAGCUAUGAAUUGUAUUCACUGGCACGUCCACUUUCAGUUGGGAUGUGUGGUCUUUAAAUGCUUAUCAUCAUUCAACCAUGUUUAAAAAACAAAUCACCACCAAUUGGGCUUGUCUUAGCUUGCACUGUUAACUGAGAGGUGAGAAUGGGACAAGUGUGUUAUAAUGUAGUCACUGGCUGCCUGCUCCAGAGAGCAGCAUCUGGUUUUUUUGGUGUUUUUGUUUUUUUGUUUCUUUUUAACCUUGAAACUGUAUGAAAAGCUUAUAGGCUACUGUCACCAUGUCCUUCGCUAGACCAGUUCCAGGUCUGGGACUUCUGAAAACUUCAUUUUCUGAUAUGCCUUCAGCAACAAGCUUCCAGAUUGUAUGUGGUGAGUGGGUGAUUGAGGGUGGCCAGGGCCCCUGAUAGGAUGGUUUACAUGUCACUCCUACCUGAGGCCUGGGAGUUGCCUUCACCAAGCCUCCCUGGCCUCUUCCUGCCUUGUAACGAAGGUCCAGAUGACGGAGGUUGAGGUGUUAAGGGAGUCAGAGGCAGGAAUGACUCUCCUCUCCCUAGACCAGGUGCACUGUUAAAUAAAGAACAAGGUGCUGCCCCCUUUCUCGGUUCAGGUCGUGUGUACAUCAGGCCCAGGUGAAAGGGCCUCUUGUGUGCACAGUUAGGUUUGCCGCCGCUGGGCGGGUCUGCAUCAAUCAGAAAUCAGCUCCCACCCACACUGCCCCUGUCCUGUUUGGAGUCCAAAUUGACUGCACUUUCGUUUCAAAGUAAAUAAUGAAAUUAAAAAAAAAACACAACAGAACAAAACCCAUCCAGCUCACCUGUUUUAAAAUAGGAAAAGCCAAGACUAGAACUUUAUUUAUUUAAACGGGUUUGUGUGCUUCCUGGCUUGAGGCAGCACAACUUUGCACAUACAUAGCAAUUCUUGGUUUCAGUGUACAGACUGUAUGUGCCUAGUUUGAAGAAAUAUUUUCUAUUUUUUUAAAUCAUUUCAUAUUUCUGUACGUAGAAGGAUGUGUUGUGUGUGACUGUGGGUUAAGACAAGUGGUCUGUGAAACCUUGGAAUGAGAGGUAGAAGCAGAUUUUUAAAAAAAAAAUAAAGCCUUUUUACGUCA
Messenger RNA from Phascolarctos cinereus (koala), 5425 nucleotides. It is a transcript of the gene PIK3CD, whose product is annotated as phosphatidylinositol-4,5-bisphosphate 3-kinase catalytic subunit delta. Gene Ontology annotation, molecular function: 1-phosphatidylinositol-4-phosphate 3-kinase activity; 1-phosphatidylinositol-3-kinase activity. Gene Ontology annotation, biological process: cell migration; phosphatidylinositol-3-phosphate biosynthetic process; phosphatidylinositol 3-kinase/protein kinase B signal transduction. The record is from RefSeq and is a predicted model, not a curated record. Gene Ontology annotation, cellular component: plasma membrane; phosphatidylinositol 3-kinase complex; cytoplasm. Lineage: Eukaryota; Metazoa; Chordata; Mammalia; Diprotodontia; Phascolarctidae.